GAAACUGGAAAGACUGGUCUGAUUAAUUUAGGAAAUACUUGUUACAUGAACAGUGUGAUUCAAGCAUUAUUUAUGGCUACAGAUUUCAGAAGGCAUGUGUUAUCAUUAAAUCUAAAUGGGUGCAAUUUACUAAUGAGAAAAUUUCAACAUCUUUUUGCAUUUCUUGCUCAUACACAGAGGGAUGCCUAUGCUCCUCGCCUUUUCUUUGAGGCAUCUAGGCCUCUGUUUACUUCUAGAACUCAGCAGGACUGCUCUGAAUAUCUUAGGUUCCUUCUAGACAGGCUACAUGAAGAAGAGAGAACCUUGGAAGUUCCGUCUUCAUCAAAGCUUCCUGAGGAUAUGAAUGAAGAGUCCCUGGUCCAAGAAGUAGCCAACAAAUCUCAACUAUUUAUCAAGCAGUCAUGUUCAAUGACAGAGGAGAGAACCUUGAUAGAAAAAAUGUUUCAAGGGAAACUACAAACAAGCAUAUGCUGUUUAAAUUAAAGUACUUCUCAUAAAGAAGAAGCCUUCACAGAUCUUUCACUUGCUUUUUGUCCUCCAGUAUUCUUUAAAAACGUUGGUCCACCAACUGUAGAACAUUCGUCUGAUGAGAAAGAUGACUCCACGGAACAAAUCAGUGCUAGGGCAUUGAGCCCUGUGACAGAGAUGCCAUCCGGUGAUUCCUGUGAAAUGGUCACAAAUGAUGGGACUUUGAAAGAUGCCCCCACUGACUCAAAUUCUGAAAAUGUUACUGAUCCUUUUAUCUGUAAGACUGAAGUUGGGGAUAACUUGAAGAAACACGUCAAUGAAGUUACUCCUUCAGUUACUGAUUUGUUAAAUUAUUUUUUGGCACCUGAAGUUCUUAAAGGGGAUAACAAAUACUUUUGUGAAAAAUGUGCUUCCUUACAAAAUGCAGAAAAAAUUAUGCAAAUUGUAGAGGAGCCAGAAUACCUCAUCCUUACUCUUUUGAGAUUUUCAUAUGAUCCCAAGUGUCAUAUUAGGCAUAAAAUCCUAGACAAUGUGUCUCUUCCGCUUGUUCUAGAAUUACCUGUUAAUAGAACUCUCUCAUCCUUAAGUACAUUGUCAGGCAUUUGGUCUAUGAGUGUUGAGUUUUCUGACACGGGGGAGAAUUUGGCUAAAAAACUAAAGCCUUCUGGUGCUGAAGAAGUUGGUUGCCCUCAACUAAUCCCUUAUGUAUUAAGUUCUGUAGUUGUUCACUCUGGCAUAUCUUCUGAAAGUGGACAUUAUUAUUCUUAUGCAAGAAAUGUUGCUAAUUCAGGGUCUUUGCUAGGAUCUUUUGAUCAGUCCCAAACUAUGGCUUUAGCUUAUCCUUAG
This is a messenger RNA of Thamnophis elegans (Western terrestrial garter snake), 1314 nucleotides long. RefSeq names its product ubiquitin carboxyl-terminal hydrolase 38-like. Gene Ontology annotation, biological process: protein deubiquitination. Lineage: Eukaryota; Metazoa; Chordata; Lepidosauria; Squamata; Natricidae. The record is from RefSeq and is a predicted model, not a curated record. Gene Ontology annotation, molecular function: cysteine-type endopeptidase activity; cysteine-type deubiquitinase activity. Gene Ontology annotation, cellular component: nucleus; cytosol.